AUGAUCAGGGCGGCAACGACUCGGCCGGCCUUUGGGCAUCGAAAUAUCAAACAUGCUCACAAAUAUGUAAACAAAAAAAAUUAUUCAUCUAAAAUAGAAUAUAAGCCGAUAAGGAGCGUUUUGGUGGCAAAUAGAGGUGAAAUUGCAAUCCGUGUUUUUCGAGCAUGUACAGAAUUAGGUAUAAAAUCAGUGGCUAUUUAUUCGGAACAGGAUAGGCAUCAUAUGUUUAGAUCAAAAGCCGACGAAGCUUAUCUAAUAGGAAAAGGCCUUCCUCCAGUACAAGCUUAUUUAAACAUUCCAGAAAUUAUUAGAAUAGCUAAGGAAAAUGAUGUCGAUGCAAUUCAUCCUGGUUACGGUUUCCUUUCGGAAAGAUCGGAUUUUGCACAAGCCGUUAUCGAUGCCGGAAUCAGAUUUAUCGGUCCGUCUCCUUUUGUUGUACAACAAAUGGGUGAUAAAGUAGCUGCUAGAGAUGCAGCCAUCGCUGCAGGUGUGCCUAUUGUACCGGGAACUCCAGGUCCGAUAAAAACAACAGAAGAAGCUUUGGAUUUUUGCAAGAAACAUGGUCUCCCGGUUAUAUUCAAAGCUGCUUUUGGAGGUGGGGGCCGUGGUAUGAGAGUCGUACGAAAAAUGGAGGAAGUUGAAGAAAAUUUCCAAAGAGCGAGUUCGGAGGCUCUGUCAGCUUUCGGAGACGGUUCCAUGUUUAUAGAAAAAUUUAUCGAAAGGCCUCGUCAUAUAGAAGUACAAUUACUCGGUGACAAAGCCGGAAAUGUCGUUCAUUUAUACGAAAGAGAUUGUUCCGUUCAGAGAAGGCAUCAAAAAGUCGUGGAAAUAGCACCGGCACCACUUUUAGAUCCUAAAGUACGAGAAAAAAUGUUACAAGCCGCUGUUAAUUUGGCUAAACAUGUAAAAUAUGAAAAUGCAGGUACGGUUGAAUUACUAUGCGAUAGUGCCGGUAAUUUUUAUUUUAUCGAAGUCAAUGCAAGAUUGCAAGUGGAACACACCGUCACGGAAGAGAUCACCGGGAUAGAUUUAGUUCAAUCUCAAAUUCAAAUCGCCUCAGGUAUGACCUUACCCGAAUUAGGUUUAACUCAAGAUAAGAUCGGUGUUGAGGGAUUUGCCAUACAAUGUCGUAUGACGACGGAAGAUCCGGCCAAACAAUUUCAACCUGAUACGGGAAGGAUCGAAGUUUUCAGGUCGGGAGAAGGGAUGGGUAUACGAUUGGAUUCGGCUUCUGCUUAUGCUGGAGCUUUCAUAUCUCCAUAUUACGAUUCUCUAUUAGUUAAAAUAAUAUCACACGCACGAGAUUUGCCAAGUUGUUGUGCUAAAAUGAGGAGAGCUCUAAUGGAAUUUCGUGUUCGCGGAGUAAAAACCAACAUACCAUUUCUUCUCAACGUUUUAGAAAAUGAAAAAUUUUUAGCCGGAGGAGUGGAUACGUAUUUCAUAGACGAAAACCCGCAAUUGUUUUUUUUCAAACCUUCACAAAAUCGUGCACAAAAAUUACUUACAUACCUUGCCGAAGUACUCGUCAACGGUCCUCAAACUCCUUUGGCGACCAAUUUAAAACCCGCCGAUAUCGAGCCUUACGUUCCGGAUAUACCUGCAGUCAACCCCCCACCACCGGGUUUUAAGGAUAUACUAAGAAAGGAAGGACCUGAUGGAUUUGUAAGAGCCGUACGAAAUCACAAAGGUUUGCUUUUUAUGGACACGACAUUUAGAGAUGCACAUCAAAGUCUUUUGGCGACAAGAGUAAGAACCUACGAUUUUCUAAAAAUAGCUCCAUACGUAGCAAAAUAUUUCAGCGGAUUGUACUCAUUGGAAAAUUGGGGUGGUGCGACAUUCGACGUAGCAUUGAGAUUCCUUCACGAAUGUCCGUGGGAACGUCUCGAAGAAAUGAGAAAAUUGAUUCCAAACAUUCCUUUUCAAAUGUUGUUGAGAGGUGCCAAUGCUGUCGGGUAUACCAAUUACCCGGAUAACGUAGUUUUUAAAUUUUGUGAAUUAGCCGUUCAAACAGGAAUGGAUAUAUUUAGGGUUUUCGAUUCUUUAAAUUACGUUCCUAAUUUAGUUUUGGGAAUGGAAGCUGCUGGAAAAGCAGGUGGAGUCGUCGAAGCUGCCAUUUCUUAUACGGGUGACGUAUCGGAUCCGAAUAAAAAAAAAUACGAUCUUAAAUAUUACGUAGGAUUGGCUGACGAAUUGGUAAAAGCUGGAUUGCACGUUUUAGCAAUCAAGGAUAUGGCGGGCCUUCUUAAACCUCGCGCCGCGAAACUAUUAAUCGAAGCCAUCAAAGAUAAACAUCCUGAUGUGCCUAUUCACGUACACACUCACGAUACGGCAGGAGCUGGAGUUGCAACCAUGCUUGCCUGUGCAGAAGCUGGUGCGGAUAUUGUUGACGUAGCAGUGGAUUCGAUGUCUGGUAUGACGUCUCAACCAUCACUAGGGGCUCUUGUUUCUUGUUUAAAAGGUCACGAAAAGGAUACAGGGUUCAAUUUACAUAACGUUAGUGAAUAUUCCGCUUAUUGGGAACAAACUCGUACACUUUACGCACCUUUCGAAUGCACAACGACAAUGAAAUCAGGAAACGCCGAUGUAUACUCGAAUGAAAUACCCGGAGGACAAUAUACAAAUUUACAAUUUCAAGCUUAUUCUUUAGGAUUAGGACAAUUUUUCGAAGAUGUUAAAAAAGCUUAUGGCGAAGCUAAUAUAUUAUUGGGUGAUAUAAUAAAGGUCACACCUUCGUCAAAAGUCGUCGGUGAUUUAGCACAAUUUAUGGUGCAAAAUAAACUCACGAAAGAAGCUGUUUUGGAAAAAGCAGAAGAUUUGAGUUUUCCAAAAUCUGUGAUUGAAUUUUUACAAGGUGCUAUUGGAGAACCUUACGGAGGAUUUCCCGAACCAUUUAGAUCGAAGGUUUUGAAAGACAUGCCUAGAGUUGAAGGUAGACCUGGUUCAUCUAUGGAACCUUUAGAUUUUGAAAAUCUCAAAAAAUCCCUUGAAAGCACUUAUGAUAACAUAACGGAACGUGAUGUCAUGAGUGCAGCUCUUUACCCUAAAGUCACAGAAGAUUAUUUAACAUUUAGAGAAAGUUUUGGACCUGUUGAUAAAUUAAAAACUAGAAUAUUCUUAACAGGGCCCAAAGUUGGUGAAGAAUUUGAAGUAUCUAUAAGUAAGGGGAAAACAAUAAGUGUGAAAGCUUUGGCCAUGAAUGAAAAUUUAACAAAAGCAGGAGAAAGAGAAGUAUUUUUUGAAAUGAAUGGACAACUAAGAUCUGUAAUGGUUAAAGAUAAGGAAGCUGUUAAGGAAAUACACUUACAUCCAAAAGCAAACAAAAGAAAUGAAAAAGAAAUAGGAGCUCCAAUGCCAGGUGAAGUUAUUGAUAUAAAAAUUAAAGCAGGAGAUGUUAUUGAAAAAGGAGGAGCCCUAAUUGUUUUAUCAGCAAUGAAAAUGGAAAUGGUUGUACAAAGUCCAAUUGCUGGUAAAAUAAAAUCUGUUGAAGUAACAAAAGGUAUGAAAAUGGAAGCUGAAGAUUUACUUGUAGUUUUGGAAUAA
Messenger RNA from Pediculus humanus corporis (human body louse), 3540 nucleotides. RefSeq names its product pyruvate carboxylase, putative. The transcript is spliced from 18 exons. Gene Ontology annotation, molecular function: metal ion binding; pyruvate carboxylase activity; ATP binding. Gene Ontology annotation, cellular component: cytoplasm. Gene Ontology annotation, biological process: pyruvate metabolic process; gluconeogenesis. The record is from RefSeq and is a predicted model, not a curated record. The coding region runs from base 1 to 3540 and encodes 1179 amino acids. Lineage: Eukaryota; Metazoa; Arthropoda; Insecta; Psocodea; Pediculidae.